UAUUCGAUAUAUCGCAAAUUCAGCGAUAUAUCGUCGUUUCCAACCUCACAUUUCGAUAAAUUUUCUUUUGGAAAAUAUUUUUCGUCCAAAAAUGUUAAAAUUAAGCAGGAUAUUACCAUUUCUCGAAAAUGCAAGGAAACCGUGGAAUUUUAGUCAAAACCUGGGUCUGAAAUACUUUCCGGCUCCCAUUAAAUUUGACCCUAUUGAAAAGGUGGACAGGCCAAAGCUGAAAAUCAUAGAGAAAGUCCCACAGUUCCCGCCAGGAUUGAGACCACCGAAGAUGCAGAAGCGCCUGAGGCUGAUGCGAGGUCCAGAGCUAGUGCACAAUAAACUCAUUCACCGGCAGUAUGGGAUUCUAGCCCUGGGUGGGGGUAGACUCAAGUGGAAUCACUUUGAGAUGAUGCGAAUGGGAAUUGGGCGACAGAUUGAUGUUAAUCGGAUGUUUGCCAUCUGGCGAGUGGAUCCCCCGUGGCAGCCGGUGACCAAGAAGGGUCAGGGUCAGCGAAUGGGUGGAGGCAAGGGUGCCAUUGAUCACUAUGUCAGUCCGAUCAAAGAGGGAAGGGUUAUCGUGGAACUUGGGGGACACCUUGAGUAUCCGGAAGCCUAUAAAAUUCUCCAACUUGUCUGCCAUAAGCUCCCCUUCAAGGCCAUGGUGGUGUCGCAGGAGAUCAUGGAACAGAGGGAAGCCGAGGAGGAACAGAAGACCAAAUCAAAUACAAACUACUACACAAUGAAGUACGUUAUUCAGAAUAAUUUUGGAGGAUGCCACGAUUGGUUGUCUCCCUUUGACCACAAGUGGUUCGGCAGGUAUAGAUAGGGACUGUCUGGGAUGCUUCCCGGAAGCCUUCAAAGAACCCUAGGAAUUUAGUGAAUAAAUUGUUUAAGACUUGAAUAAUAAAUAAAGCAUUUUUUUGUGUCGAAAGAAAA
Phlebotomus papatasi is the source of this 927-nucleotide messenger RNA. It is a transcript of the gene mRpL16, whose product is annotated as 39S ribosomal protein L16, mitochondrial. The record is from RefSeq and is a predicted model, not a curated record. Gene Ontology annotation, molecular function: rRNA binding; structural constituent of ribosome. NCBI's taxonomy places the organism in Eukaryota, Metazoa, Arthropoda, Insecta, Diptera, Psychodidae. Gene Ontology annotation, cellular component: ribosome; mitochondrial large ribosomal subunit. The transcript is spliced from 3 exons. The coding region runs from base 92 to 817 and encodes 241 amino acids. Gene Ontology annotation, biological process: mitochondrial translation.